AGUAGUGCGAGUGCCUCAACAGUGAAAAAGUGUAGUCGAUAGGGAAGCGCGUGCACACACUCACUCACUCAGAUACACAGUUAGCUGUACAACAGAACACCAACUCAUAUGUGUUCAUGGACACACCGAAAGUGGACCUCUUUACAACUUCAUUUAAGAGUAAACAGCCGACAAUGAAGCGGGACUUAUGGAAUUAAAGCUUAGAGGAACUGAAAUGGGCGGUCUGCUGCUGCUGCUGCUGCUCAGGAGCUGCCUGCUGUCGGCAGUUCAAGGCUCACCACUCCUCCUCUUUGCCAACCGACGUGACGUACGAUUAGUAGAUGCAGAGGGUGUGCGGGGUGAGUCGGCCAUUGUUGUUAGUGACCUGGAGGAUGCAGCAGCAGUGGACUUCCUGUAUGCUGAGGGCCUUAUAUUUUGGACUGAUGUUAGUGAGGAGGCGAUCAAACAGACCCACUGGAAUAAGUCAUCAAACUCCCUUAAAGAGGCACUGGGAACUGGUCAGACAGUGGUAGUGUCUGGACUGGACAGUCCUGAUGGGCUGGCCUGUGACUGGCUGGGGCGAAAGCUCUACUGGACAGACUCAGAGACCAAUCGGAUUGAAGUGGCCAACCUCGAUGGCACAUCCAGAAAGGUUCUGUUUUGGAUGGACUUAGACCAGCCCAGGGCUGUCGCUCUCAACCCUGCUCACUGCUACAUGUACUGGACUGACUGGGGAGAGGAGCCCAGGAUAGAGCGUGCUGGCAUGGAUGGCAGCCAUAGGAAAGUGAUUGUAAACGUGGACAUAUACUGGCCCAACGGUCUGACUAUAGACCUGAUCGAGGAGAAGCUGUAUUGGGCAGAUGCUAAACUCAGCUUCAUUCAUAGAGCUAACCUUGAUGGAUCAGCACGUGAAACAGUGGUGGAGGGAACCCUCACCCAUCCUUUUGCACUGACACUCUCUGAGGAGACAUUAUACUGGACCGACUGGCAAACCCGCUCCAUCCAUGCCUGUAACAAACACAGUGGAGACAAAGCCAGAGAGAUCCUCAGUGGGAUUUACUCCCCUAUGGACAUCCAGGUUCUGGAGCCAUAUCGUCAGCCUCAGAUCAAGACUUCCUGUAGUGACAAUAAUGGAGGCUGUAGUCAUCUCUGCCUACUCUCUCCAGUAUUGCCUUUCUACAGCUGUGCCUGCCCCACUGGUGUUCAGCUUAAACCAGACGGAAAGACAUGCAAGCCAGGAGCAGAGCAGGUCUUAUUGCUGGCUCGACGCACUGACCUGCGGAGAAUCUCACUGGAUCUGCCAGACUUUACUGACAUAGUGCUACAGGUUGAUGACAUUCGACAUGCCAUCGCUAUAGACUACGACCCUGUUGAGGGUUACGUCUAUUGGACAGACGAUGAGGUCCGGGCCAUCCGACGAUCCCACAUUGAUGGCAGUAAUGCCAUGAUGCUGGUUACCACGGAGAUCAACCAUCCAGAUGGCAUUGCUGUGGACUGGGUGGCCAGGAACUUGUACUGGACCGACACUGGCACUGACCGCAUUGAGGUUACCAGGCUGAAUGGAACCUCUCGCAAAAUUUUAAUUUCAGAGAACCUGGAUGAACCCAGAGCCAUCGUCCUGGACCCCGUAAAUGGCUACAUGUACUGGACUGAUUGGGGUGAGCAUCCCAAGAUUGAGCGAGCCAACCUGGAUGGAACAGACCGGCUUGUUCUGCUCAACAGCUCUCUGGGCUGGCCCAACGGACUGGCAAUCGAUUAUGCAGCUGGAAAACUAUACUGGGGGGAUGCUAAAACUGACAAAAUCGAGGUGAUCAACGUGGAUGGCAGUAACAGACAGACUCUGCUAGAGGACAAACUACCUCAUAUCUUUGGUUUCACUCUGUUGGGUGAUUACAUCUACUGGACUGACUGGCAGAGGCGCAGCAUUGAGAGGGUCCACAAAGGCACGGCGGUACGAGAGAUCAUCAUUGAUCAGCUGCCAGAUUUAAUGGGACUGAAGGCCACUAAAGUGACAGAGACAUACGGUACAAAUGGCUGUGCAGUGGAUAAUGGUGGAUGCAGCCAUCUGUGUUUCUGGCAGCGACAGACUGUUAGCUGUGCCUGCCCCAUGGGCAUGGAGCUUCUCUCAGACCUGCAGACCUGUGUGGUGCCUGAGGCCUUCUUGCUCUUCACUAACAGGGACAACAUCAGGAGUAUCUCUUUGGGCACCAACAGCAACGACGUGGCCAUUCCUCUGACUGGAGUUAAAGAAGCCUCAGCUCUCGACUUUGACGUCUCUGAAAGGAGAAUAUAUUGGACUGACAUACAGUCCAAGACAAUUAGUAGAGCAUAUAUGAAUGGCAGCUCAGUAGAACAUGUCAUAGAGUUUGGACUGGACUACCCAGAAGGCAUGGCAGUUGACUGGAUGGGUCGUAACAUCUAUUGGGCCGACACAGGCACUAACCGUAUCGAGGUGGCCAGGCUGGACGGCCAGUACCGGCAGGUUCUGGUUUGCAAGGAUCUUGACAACCCGCGAUCGUUGGACAACCCUCGCUCACUGGCACUGCACCCAGCUAAAGGAUACAUGUACUGGACAGAGUGGGGUGGUCGACCUCGUAUAGCCAGAGCAUACAUGGACGGCAGCAUCAUCAUGACCUUGGUUGAUAAAGUGGGCCGGGCAAACGGACUGACCAUUGACUAUGUAGACCAUCGACUCUAUUGGACCGACUUGGACACAUGUAUGAUCGAAAGCACCAACUUGCAAGGCCUUCAGAGAGAGAUCAUAGUAGACGACCUCCCUCACCCCUUCGGUCUGACACAAUACCGAGAUUUUAUCUACUGGACAGACUUCAAUCUGCGGAGUAUUGAGAGAGCAGAUAAACGCAGUGGGCUCAACCGCACUGUGGUGUUGCAGGGUCAGCUAGAGCUAAUGCUGGACAUCCUGGUUUUCCAUUCAUCCCGCCAGGAUGGUAGCAAUGAGUGCUCCCAAAACAAUGGCAACUGUGCCCACCUUUGCCUGGCUACGCCUGCUGGUGCUCAAUGCCGCUGUGCCUCCCACUACACCUUGAACCCUGACGGACGAAACUGUAGCUCUCCCUCUAGUUUCCUGCUCUUCAGUCAAAAGGCCAGCAUCAGCAGGAUGGUUUUAGGAGAGCAGAGUCCUGACAUCAUCCUGCCCAUCCACGUCUUAAGGAACGUCCGAGCCGUCAGCUAUGACCCACUGGACCGCCUUGUCUACUGGCUGGAUGGACGACAGAACAUAAGAAGGGCCAGAGACGAUGGAGCCAUGUCCAUGAUAGUGAGCAGCACUUUUCAGCCAAUGGACAACCAGCUUCAUGACCUGAGUCUGGACCCGUACAGCCGCCACAUUUACUGGACCUGUGAGACAACCAACACAAUCAAUGUCCAGAGGAUGGAUGGACACACUGUGGGUGUGGUCCUAAAGGACGACACGGACAAGCCCCGGGCCAUCAUGGUCAGCGCUGAGAAAGGGUACAUGUAUUUCACCACAGUGCAAGAGCGCUCAGCUAAAAUUGAAGGCGCCAGUCUGGACGGGACAGAGAGAGAAUCUCUGUUUACCACUGGUCUGAUUAGACCAGUAGCUCUGGCUCUGGACAAUAAACUGGGAAAACUGUUCUGGGUCGAUGCUGACCUUAAACGCAUCGAGAGCAGUGAUCUUACAGGAGCCAAUCGCAUCGUCCUCCAGGAUUCCAACAUUCUCCAGCCAAUGGGGCUGACAGUCCUGGGAGGCCAUCUGUACUGGAUCGACCGGCAGCAGCAAAUGAUAGAGAGGGUGGACAAACUGACAGGAGAUGGACGCACACGCAUUCAGGGACGGAUAUCAUACCUGACCUCCAUCCAUGCUGUGGAAGAGAUGGACCCACAGGAAUUUGCAUCCCACCCUUGUUCCCGUGACAACGGGGGUUGUUCUCAUAUCUGCAUUGCUAAGGGUGAUGGUACACCCCGCUGCUCCUGUCCAAUGCACCUGGUGUUACUGCAGGACCUGCUGCGCUGUGGAGAGCCUCCCACUUGCUCCACAGAGCAGUUCACCUGCUCCACAGGGGAGAUCGACUGUAUUCCCAUGGCUUGGCGGUGUGAUGGCGUUACUGAAUGUGAAGACGGUAGUGAUGAGGAGAACUGUCCCGUGUGCUCAGCCUUCCAGUUCCUGUGUGAUAAAGGAGGCUGUAUUGAUGCUCAGAGGCGCUGCAACGGUGAACCCGACUGUGCUGAUGACACUGAUGAGCAAGACUGUGAAACUAUCUGCCAUCCCAAUCAGUUCCGCUGUAGUGACAACCAGUGCAUCACCAAGAAACAACAGUGUGACAACUACUCUGACUGUCCCGACGGAUCAGAUGAGCUUGCUUGUGAGAAUGUGUCACCUCCCUCCAGUGGCAUCCCCAACACGGGGCCCAACACCAUUGGUCCAGUCAUUGCCAUCAUCCUGCUGGUCUUUGUUAUCGGGGCAGCUUAUUUUGUUUGCCAGCGUGUGGUGUGUCGUCGCUACAAGGGCCCUAGUGGGACUUUUCCUCAUGAGUACAUCGGUGGUACGCCCCAUGUACCCCUCAACUUCAUCUCCCCAAGCAGCUCCCAACAUGGCACCUUCCAAGGGAUUUCUUGUGGAAAGUCCAUGAUGAGCUCGGUCAGCCUGAUGGGCAGCAACAGCAGUGGAGCACCCCUCUAUGACAGGAACCACGUGACUGGAGCCUCAUCUAGCAGCUCAUCAUCUACCAAGGGAGCCUUCUACCCUCAGAUCCUAAACCCACCUCCGUCCCCGGCUACUGACCGCUCUCUCUACAACACAGAGAUCUUCUACUCUUCCAACAGUCCAUCCACCACCAGAUCAUACAGACCUUACCAUCCAGUCCGUGGCACUGCCCCGCCUACUACGCCCUGCAGCACUGACGUCUGUGACAGUGACUACACCCCCCACCACCUGCCGGCUGGGCUGGCAUCAUCAACAGGCCGGUGGAAGGCCAUGGGCCAUGGCAGCCACGGCAAACACACCAAAUACUACAUGGACCUUAACUCAGACUCUGACCCCUACCCUCCACCCCCCACUCCCCGUUCCCAGUACCUGUCAGCUGAGGACAGUUGCCCCCCAUCCCCUUCCACAGAGCACUCCUACUUUCACCUCUGCCCCCCUCCUCCCUCACCCUGCACCGACUCCUUGUGACCCUCCAACAGCUCAAGAGCCCUGUAAGGAAGGAAAGGACAGAGUAUGCUUGCCUCAUUCAGAAGUGGCCUUGUCUGGCCCACUGGGAAAGAACUAAUGUGCCAACUUUAGCCCUGAGCGGCUCACACAUGCUGCUUUAUCUCAACUGCUUAGGCUUAAGUGCCUUGUUCAAGGUUCCUAUGUCCCCAUUUGUUCAUAUCAUCAUUCCAGUCUUCCUGGAGCUCUCAGGGUGACCAUCAUUUGAUCAGUUUGUCUCCCAUGUGCUCUGCUCUAACAUUCAUUCACUGGUGGCUGAAGGUUCAAGGUCUUCUUUCCUUUCUAAAGAACACAAAAAGGAGAUGAUGAUUAUAAACAGCGAGCAGCUCUCACUUUAAUUUUCACUCCUCCAUAAGAAGGAACAUUUGCUUUGCUGGGCAACAAAAUGUCAAGUCUUCCCUCUGUCCAAAUUUGAGCCCAACUCCUGGCCUCACCUAAAAUCACUGACUUAGAGAGUCACCAAAAGGCACUGCUGUUGUGUGGAAACCAUAGGUCCAAUGCCACAUUAUAAAUUAAGAACAAAGCCAAAGGAGGGAAGCCUUGCACCCCCACUCUUAACUUCCUGCCAUUUGUCUUCUCCUUCCUCAAAACAUCCUUUUUGGCAGACCAACAACAAGACUGUAUAUAGGAUUUGAAAUAAUUGAACAAAAAUAGAUUAUAAAGGAAUUAUUUUGCUAUUUUAUUCAUGCUGGCUGAUCCACUGUGGCUCAGAAAACAAGCUGGGGAUAGAUGGAUUAGAGGAUGAGUGAUGGAUGAAUAAUUGGACAACAUACAAGACUUUUGCUUAUUGUAGGAUAUUAGAUAACCUCUAUAGAUGAUGACUGAAUACAUGUGUACAAUUAUGAAUGGAUGAGUGGGUGGAUGGAUCAGAGCCAAGAUCAAAGUGUGAAAUAUCUUGUACAUUAUUUUUAAAUUGUGUCCCUCAUCAUUUCAAAUUGGGAAUUCUAUGUAGUUGAAUAUGGGGUCUUUUGAAUUGGUAGAGCUUUCCCCAGCCAACUAAGACAAAUCUGCCUUCAGUCCCAUGAAAUGACUACAUGACAACAACAUACCAAAUUAAUAUCAACAUGUACUAUUGAACAUAUGUGUUAUGAGUGAAGAAUGUAUGCUUUUCAUUGUGAAUCUGAACCUCUUCCAUCAACUUUUCUUCACUCUCAUCAUCCUGUUUACCAAAAGUAUGUUUGCUGCUAUUGUGUACAUUCUAUACCAGUUACUAUAACAUAUAAUUACACAGAAAGCCCAUGAGUACCACUCCCAUACUGGCAGUAUCUCUUGAAGCUAUUUUACAGUUAAUAACAAAUUAUUUUUAUAGCAACUUUUAUUUGUAUUUUCUUUUGUGUGUCGUUCAUUAUGUAUGUUUCUAUGUCACUCUCCAUGCUUAUAUUUUUUUGGAAAUAGUAAAGUGAAAGGUUGAAAGACUGUUGAGGCAUUUUACUGGGAGUGGUUCAAAAAAGUGAUUGAAGGUUUCAGUGCGCUUUCAGAUAAUUCAACCCUGAUGUCUGUCCAAAAACUUUGGGUCUUGACACAAUUAAUCAUACAACAUUGAGAAUAUAGGACGAAAUGUUGAAUAUCCCCUGUACGUUUGAAGGUCGUCUGCACAAUUUAGGUUACUAACUACCAGUAGAUGUUAAAAGGUGUUAGUGGCCACAAGCCAGGGUUAGGGACAUAACUGUGCAUCUUAGCGCCAUGAAGUGUUUUGGGCUUGUUAUCAAUGAUACAGGCCGAACUUGAGGGUAUACUGAGGCUAAAGGUGAAUCUGACUGGUUCCUGGCUUGAAUGGCAGUAUUAUGAAAGCCAUGUGGCCCGCUCAGUAGAUCAUUGCCUCUAUUCAUUUUUAAACUUAACACUUUACCUUUUUUGAACAUAGGACAAGAUGGAGAAUACGUAAUGUACGUUCUGCCACACUAAUUAAUGCCUACCGCCAGUUGAUGUAAUCAAAUGUUAGUGACCACCAGCAAAUGUUCUGGACAUAUCUUCAGUUGUGUACCUUAGUGUCAUCAGGUGUUUCGGCCUUUUAGUCACGAGACACCCUCUUAUAAGGCAGGCCCACCGCAGGAUGAUCAGACUUGGGUGCAUGUCCCUAGCAUCUCGGGACCCAUUUGGGAUCUUUCCUCCUAAUCCAGAGCCAUUGACUACAGCAUUCUGCAGUGUGCGAUGUCUCUUUUAUGGUCUAGUGCAGGACUUGUCCAUGGAUCCCCAGAUCUUUGAGCAACCUGAUGGUGGAUGUUGCAAGGAAACCUUUCCAUUUGCUUCAUCAACAUUAUCCUCCCAGGGUACUGUCAAUUCUACAAAGUAGACGACACGCAGGGUGUUUGGACCAGAGUAUCAGGUCAGGUCUUAGGGUGGUCGUGUCAAUAUGUGAUCGGACUUUAAACCGCAAGCCCACGUCCACCAACAUCUCCCAGUCUCAGGCUUGCUCCAACUGACCACUUCUGGUCAGUGGAGGAGGCCCUCUCUGUCCCUGUUCCACCUCACGUACAAAUGUUGUCCUUUGAACUGUGUUUGAUGUUUUUUGUUCCAAGUCAUUGUUCUCUUUGUUUCUAUUGUUGCUGUAAGGCAUUUGAGUACCUGGUAAUGUCUCCAUGUAUACCUUGGGAUAGACUUAUUUUACAAACAGUGAGGGUAGCUGUAGUUGAGCAUAGUGGGCAGGAUGGAUCUCCGUUCAGCCACUCCUGUCAGUUUUUGGGUGAGGGAAGGACGUCAUAGGUUGCUCUAAGCAGGAAAGUAAUCCUGCUUUCUUCCAUUCCCCACAAGUCCUUCAAGCUGAUCUUUCUUUUCUCUGCUCUCCCAUUUCAUCCUCUGCCCCUGUCUUGCUUGAGUGACAGCCUUUGCAUAUCUUGCUGCCUCUUCCUGACGCCGGAUUUCCAGGACUACCAUCUCCCCAGCUCUAAAGGAGUUGCCUUGUUCCACAGGGGUCUACUCUGACCUAGGCCCAAACAUCCUCUUCCCUGUUGAAAGUGGCCCGCAAUGUUAGCUUAUUCGAGUGCUGCUUUUGCUUGUUGAGUUGCAUCUUUUGGUGUCGAUUUCUGUCCUGUUGUCAAGGAUGGUCCAACAGCCUGUAUAGAUUUGUCUCGGGACUCUGAGAGAGUGAACUCAAGCCUUGUUUUGGUGCAUUUAAACUCUUCUACGAAACUUGAGAUAGGCAGCUCGACAAUGCCCUGUCCAUACAGGCCGAUGUUGCUCAAACAUCUUGGGACUCCUAACCACUUUCUCACAUAGGAAUUGAUCGUCCUCUCCAUGUUCUCAACUUCUGUGAUAGGAUCACAACUACUGUAUGUGGCCACAUCAGUCGGGGUAAUGGCCAAACUGUAAGCACCAGAGUUUUAACUUGCCAGGAAGCAUGGACUGGUCGAUAUUCUUAAGACCUCUGUUGACAUCCUGCUUCAGUUGCUGGAACUGCUCGCAUUCUUUGAGGCUUACAUCAUAGCAUCAUUCAAGGCUUUUUAUUGGUUUCUCAGACACUGUUGGAACGGGUUCUCCAUUGAUGUAUAACCUAUGGUGUGAUCUCUUACGUUUGCUUAUUGAGAUACUUCUUGAGUUUGAUGGAUUGAUACUCAUUCUGGCCCAUGUGAUGUUGUCUUCAAGUUUCCCUCGCAACCGUGUAGGCCAUGAUUGGUGUUAAUCAGACCCCCUGACCUUUGUCGCUUGCCACCUACUACCCAUUUUGAAGCUCUAAUAAUCACCUCUGUCGCCAUAGUGAACGCUAGUGGGGAGAUAGUGCCGCCAGCCAUGAUGCCCACUUCGAGACGCUGCCAUAUGGUGGUAAAAUCUGGUGUUGUGAAGCAGAAUUGCAGAUCUUCGAAGUAGGCUUUUAUCAAAUUUGUGAUGGGCUCUGGUACUUUGAAGAAGUCGGAAGCAGCCCAGAGGACACUUUGUGGUACUGACCCGAAUGCAUUAGUGAGAUCUAGGAAGAUGACAUCUAGAUCUCUCUUUUCAAUUUUGGCUGAUUGAAUUUGGUACUAGAUCAUGCUAGUGUGUUCUAAACAUCCAGAGAACUAUGAAAUUCCAGCUUUUGUGACCGUUGUAUCCACCAGCUUGUUUUUCACCAGAUAGCUUUCUCUUUUCAGCCUUUGGGCUAUGACGCUAAAGAAGACCUUGCCUUCUACAUUGAGGAGACUGAUGGGUUGAAAUCGGCUGAUGUUUGAGGAUUCCUCCUCUUUUGAUAUCAGUACUCCUUCAGCUCGGCGCCAAGGUUUGGGUAUUUUUGGCUUCACCCAUGCCACUCUCAUUAAUUUCUUCAAGAAGCGUAGAACAUUAGGAGCAUUUUUGUAUACCCUGUACGGGACACUGUUAGGGCCUGGGGUUGAUGAUGCUCUUGCCCACCUCACUGUGCUCUCCACUUCUUUCCAUUUCGGAGGGUUCACAUCCAUUUGGUGUUCUGGCUGCUCAAUGGGUGGGAUAUCAGAUAGAAUAGCUAUCGGAUCAUGUCUACGUGGGUCAGAGGGUGCUCGGUCCAGGUGCUCCUCUAUGUCCUGCUUUGAGGUCCUCAGGGUUCCUCCCUUCUUUGCGGUGAAGAGAGAAUUCACGAACUUGAAGGGGUCUUUAAAGAAACGGGUUCUUUCUCGUUGUUUUCUUUUCCGAGUUGUUCUUAGGCGCUCUGCCCGCCUUAAGGUUGUCAGUCGGUUCUUGAUGUUCUGCCGCAGUAUGUUAAUUCCCUCCUGCUCCUCUGAUGCUUUCUACCAAUGCUUUUUAAGCUGCCUCUUCUCUUGUACCUGGUGUUCUAUUUCCAGCUGCCUUCUGGACUUGGUUUCCAUUGUUGGUGUUAUCUGUUCUUUCUGUGUCACUCCAACAUGUUCCGUUCUGUAGUUAUAAAUGACGUUACCCAUCCUUUCAAGUUUUGUCUCAACUGUGCCCUUUAUCUUUUCCAGGAUAGUGCUUAGGUCUGCAUUGAUGGCCUCCCAUUUUUCUUUUUCUGAUGCUCCAGGUCAGUUAACCUUUGGUUUGUUUUGUAAAGGUUUCUUCUACAUUGUUGCUUGAGAUAACUUCCUGAGAUACAGGGGGACUGAUGUACUGCGAACUUUGGGUUGAGUCAGGUCGCACUCGACUGACUUGAUUGACUUCUUAGAAAGUACUGAUCAAUGCGAGAUCCCUGCUCUCUUUCGAUCAAGCACUUCUUUCUUUGGUGUAUUUUUAGGCCCUUGGCCGAUGUUAUUUUCCUCCAGCCACAGGGACACACCUGGAGCUUAUUGUCUGAUUCUGUCGCGUUAGCUUCUUGAAUUAUGCUUGUCUUCUUCUUUGUCGUUUCCAUUCCAGGGUGUGUUCUGUUAGUGAGUCGCCUUCCGCCCCCACUCUCACUGACUCUGGGGGUAUUUUUCGUUUAGUUGCUUUCGUAGCCAUUAGUGGGUGUCUCCGAAUACCAAUUCAUAUUGGAUCCCGCCAGUAUGGGUAGGUAACCCAAGCCAGCCCCGGUGGGGUCUAUACCCUCCAGCCAGCUUUCUUUCCUCGCCGCCACAAGGUCUUUCCCUUGUUGUCAGCUAUUCUACUCACAGCGGUCACUGGAUGCAUCCAGCUACAAAACAAGAAGUUCAAACCCUUUCUACUUACACACCUCAACACACCUGGCCAGUCUCUGCGUAAAGUAUGCAAGAAAACCUGUUUUAGAAUCUGUUAGCCUUUGGCCUGACUGCAAUUUUUGCUGCAAGAUUUCUGAACAACCACUGAACAGUCACCUGAGGUUUUUCUGGUACUUAGUCUUAUAAUCUGAUAAAUGACGAGGCAACAUGAUGCUUAAGGGAAUAAACCAUUUUGGUUUUAAAGAGCAAUUGAACCCCUUGCUGUAGUUUGAACACACCCCUUUCAGAUAUUAAAAAAAAUAUUUAACAUUUAUAUCAUGCUAACAUUCAAACUGGGAGACCGAACUGAUGUGUUGAUGUGAUGGAAGUACAAGGCAACAUUUACUUGAUUUAGAUAUUUUUUUUGUAUUUUUCUAUAAAAACAAGACUGGGACCACAAUCAUCAAAGUCACUGUACAGACUGUAUCAUUUACUAACUAAUUGUUCAUCUUCACAGUUAAUUGUUUCAAGUUUAGAUUUAGGCUUUGAAUGUUUUUAUAUUCAGCCUGCUGUCACUCCAGCACAUAGUAAAUAUCAGCACAAGAUACUACACCAAAACAGUGGGAACAUAUACAUAAUGUCCUCUAGGACAAAGAGUUACACACAAUGAUUUCAGUGUGUUAUUUGACUGUUGAGAGACAAGAGCAAUCUGUGUGUGUGUGUGUGUGUGUGUGUGUGUGUGUGUGUGUGUGUGUGUGUGUGCGUGCGCGUGGCUCCAAGCAGCCCAUUUUUAAGGGGUGUAUAGGCACCAAAUCAAGCCACUGUCAGCGAAACUCCUUAGAAGCUGUUUGUUCUCUCAGCUAAUUUUUUGUGUCUAUUUUACUCUUGUGACCGUUUUUUUUUGUAUCAGAAACAUUUUAUAUAAUAAAGGUUCUAUUUUAAGGAACA
Hippoglossus stenolepis (Pacific halibut) is the source of this 11604-nucleotide messenger RNA. RefSeq names its product low density lipoprotein receptor-related protein 5 (gene lrp5). The transcript is spliced from 29 exons. Bases 188 to 5131 code for a protein of 1647 amino acids. Gene Ontology annotation, molecular function: protein binding. The record is from RefSeq and is a predicted model, not a curated record. Lineage: Eukaryota; Metazoa; Chordata; Actinopteri; Pleuronectiformes; Pleuronectidae.